This is a messenger RNA of Oreochromis aureus, 4437 nucleotides long. RefSeq lists its product as uncharacterized. Lineage: Eukaryota; Metazoa; Chordata; Actinopteri; Cichliformes; Cichlidae. The coding region runs from base 48 to 1388 and encodes 446 amino acids. The record is from RefSeq and is a predicted model, not a curated record. The transcript is spliced from 5 exons.
GAGGAAAAAGGAGCAGGGUGGAAAUUAGCUUCAUCUGCGCUGGAUGGAUGGAUGCAGCAAAAUCUCUCAAAAAGAAGCUGGCUCUCCCCUUGAUUGUUGCAUUAAUCUUCAUUCUUCUAUUCAGUGUGAAUAUGCCAAACAGCAACAACAACUCAAUCCCCAAACCACAUGGGCCACCAGUUGUUUGCUCCUUGGGAGUAUCUGAGCAGACCAUCACCCCACUCAAAAAUACCAAGCACUUACUGGUGUCAGCAUACGUGGACCAGAGAGUGAAGGAUUUGGAUAUACGCAUCAUUGGCAUAUUUAAGAGAGACUCCAUACAGCCCCUUCACUGUGCUUUUUGCUGCACAAAUUUUUUAAGUAAAACCACUCCAGCAACAAUUUUACAACAUUCUGAUCACUUUGGUUUUCCCUUCGCCACUACGGACGUCAUGUGUCAAAUUCCUCAGAACUGCAACGCUACACAUGUCACUCUCUUGACUACACCAGACAAAGAAAGUGCAUCUGACUCUACCUGGCUUCCUAUACGAAACCAAAAGAGCGACAGGCAAAAGGAAAACAUAAAGUUUGACUUCACAGUCUGCAUCUCUAGUCUGUUUGGCGACUACAACAAUGUGCUUCAGUUUGCACAGACUCUGGAGAUGUACAGGUUGCUGGGUGUGAACAGAGUGGUGAUCUAUAACACCAGCUGUGGUCCAGAGCUCAAUCGCCUGUUGCAGAAUUACAGCGACGAGGGCUUUGUGGAAAUGGUUCCUUGGCCCAUUGACAAGCAUCUGAAUCCAUCUCGUGGCUGGCUUCACUCACAGCACGGAGGAGACGUGCACUACUUUGGCCAGCUGACCACACUUAAUGAGUGCAUUUACAGAUCAAUGGAGCGUUCUCGCUACGUCCUGUUGAAUGACAUUGAUGAGAUUCUAAUGCCAUACCAGCACAAGGACCUGAUGUCUUUGAUGAACACGCUCCAAAAUCAGCAUCCAAAUGCAGGAGUAUUUCUCAUUGAGAACCACACCUAUCCCAAGAAGCCUUUUAAUCAAAGUAAAUGGGGACCCCUGCCUCAAUGGAACGGGGUGCCAGGCUUUGAUAUUAUGGUGCACAUCUACAGAGAGGAGCCUAACAGAAAUAUUUACCAUCCACACAAGUUAAUAGUUCAGCCAAGAGCAGUGCAGCAGACCUCAGUGCAUGAUGUGCUUAAGAUGUCUGGAGCAAAGUUCAAGGUUCCACCAGACGUAUGUCGGAUCAUUCACUCGCCAAUCAGUACUCCGACCAAUCCGCCACUUGAUCAGCUUCAUGUGGACACCCGACUGUGGGACUUUAAAGACAAACUGCUCCCCAAUGUGAUCAAGGUGCUGCGGAGAGCAGAACUGCUGAGAUCAGAGACGCAAAACUGAUAGAUGAUGGACAGAAACACAAAUAUUGAAGUUAUAGGAGAAAAAAGCUGGUCAACAAAACACGGGCUGACCUAUAGGGUUGGCAUGGGGUGGCAUGUGCCAGCCUAAAAUAAUCUCUUUCCAUCCCAAGUCCACCCUAGUUUUGCGUAUCACAAUGCCGUAUAUUAAAAUUAUCUAGCAUUAACACUCUGAGCCUGGCUACAAGUAACAUUAAGUAUAAAUUCUUCAGCCCAUAAAGCAAACGAUUUAAUUUCUUGUUGUCAGUAGCAACCAUGCUUAUGAUUGUGCCAGAGCACACAAUCAUAAGCAUUUUGAAUCAACACCAUGGCUAUUUUCCGAUUUCAACACAGGUGGUUGAUUGCUCCACUCUAGAACUGGAAUGAAGGUGAGUGUUAUUAACCCUCUGGGUUGACGGACACGUCACCCCUUCAAAUCACAUGACCAAUUUAAGCUGACAUAGCUACAAGCUGCAGCCACGCAUCUUCUAGCAUCAGGGUCUCUAUUUCAGCUUGUGUUGAAAGUCCAGACUUCAAACUAUAUGCAGGUUUUUACAUUUUAUUGAUAGGUCACUAACACUGGAGUUAUGAUAAGAAAAAAAAGAAAGAAUACUAUAGUCACGUUUUGUGUGGAAAGAAACUGUAAAAACGGCAUUUGGACAGCACUAAAAAGGAAAAAAAAUGCCACCCUUUCCUAUUGGUGGAAAAGUGUACCAUGUCCUACAACAAAAAUGAUAGGGCAACACGUGGGAUUUGGUUUUUUAGGAACAGGGAAAAUUUGGGGGAGUGGCGGUGGCGAGAAAGAGAAAGCGAUAUCGAUUAAUUUUAGUUUUAGUAGUAUUCUUAAACGGUUGUAAAAAACGGCAGAUGCAGUGGUUGCAAUUUUAGGUAAGUGGUUGUAUACAACUUAAUUGUUUACAAAGUUUGUACACAGGUUUUUAAAAUUUACAAUUUAUAUUUGCAUUUCAGGUUAUGAAAAUAAUUCACUAAACGUGUUUUUGGUUUUUAAAGUAAAUGUUUUCCGUACUCGGUUUUUAUGGGGGUUUUGUGUGUGUGUGAUAUUACAGGAUGUAAGAACUGGAUAUGUGUAGGGUGGCCACCCUAAGAAAAUUUCUCUAGAUCCGCCCCUAACAAAAUAGUCAUUAUGUGAGAGCUACUGCUGUAGAUGAAACAUGAGACAGGCCAGGUGCACCACCUUUGAACAUGAACACUUUAAAUAAUUUACAUAAGUUGUGAUAGAGGAGGCCCUGGGGAGCCAUAGGAAGCUACCUUCGUGAAAGACAGGUUACAGACAUGCUUGGAUUGUUUAAUUAAGAACUUCCGUUGUCAAACUCAUGGUAAACUUCCUCGUUAUACUAGUCGCAGAUUGGUUUCUUACGACAUUCUUUUCAUUCUUAUACCACGGUUCUUUCCUUCAUGUACUGUAGUGACUUAUAUACAUGUUACAGGAAUGCUUUUACACAUUGUGAGCUAAUCUUAUUAGCGUUCUUGCAGAGAGUUACAUGAGAAGAUUGACCCUAGUCUUAAACAUGGUGAUAUAUAUAAAACUCAGCUUAGUAUGAAAACUGUGAACUUGUGAAAUUAAACACUGGUCUUUUUACUGUGUCAGGAAAAAGGCAUGUUAUUUUACUACUGUUUAGACUCUAUGACCAAACAAAGCAACACUCCCCAUCAGGUCUACACUGAUUGCAGACUGGAGGUAAUUGUGAUGCGUUAUUUUUGCGUGUCCACAUAAGGCAGGUAGAAGGUGUGUCACUGCUUUCACAGAUCAGAAUAAAUAUGAUUUUGUCACCAUAACGCAAAAAUGUUAAUACAAUUUUGUAAUUGUUUCCUUGUUAGUCGGCAAAGAGUGAUAGUGGGAAACUCAAAAACAGAGCAAAAACAUCAUGUGAAUUUUGUGACCACAGUAGUGUGUGUGAGAUUGCUGAGAGAUGGAGAUGCCUUCCAGAGAAAAGCAAGCUUGCUUGUCAAGCAUCAGAAACUACAAAGACAUGUGGAAAAUAAAUGCAUGCAGAGGAUAAGCACACACCAGGAAGCACAAGAAAAACAAUGGGAACAAGAACAUCAUGAAAGGCACAAGCUUGACUAAUGCAGUAAAGUAAUGCCUGCAAUAAAAAGGAAGUUGAAUACCACUUUCUGACUGGUUUCAUAGCCGCAGACUUUCAAAUCGCAUUCUUCUUGUUCAAACAACAAACUGGGUUAAAAGGCUAACAUCUUGUAGUCAGUUAAACAACAGUUGUUGUUGUGUUUUUUUUUAAAGGUUGCCUUAGAUUUUGACAUACAGAUACAAAUCUUACACACACAGACACACACAGACACAGACAGACAGACACACACACACACACACACACACACACACACACACACACACACACACAAAAAAAACUUGCUUAGUCCUGAUUAGCUGCUGCUGAUUUUAGUAUUUAGCUCCAAUCACUGCUGGGUUUGUAAGUACAGCCCCACAGAGGAGCUGGCAUGGUUAUUGUCUGUUGAGCUGUGGCUAAGUGUGGUUUAAAAUAAUGCAAGUAGAACUAACCAUGUACUUAGUGACUUCAGAUUUUUUUGUGGUCAUGAUCAUUCACUGAAAUGACCCGUUUUUAUCUUAAAAUGUGGCUGUAAUAAAGAGUUAUCCCUUAUGAUGAAAGAACAGCCAAUGAUGGGGGAAUUGUUGUUUUUUUUGAUUGAUUGUCACAGAUUUUGAGAUAUGGAUACAAAACUUAGAUAGGAGAAACCACUUCUCUUUUUUUGGCUCAUUGGGUGAUGCAAAAGCAAAUUAUGAACCCAACACUGACAUGUUACCUCUUUCGCUCAUGUGACAACUGUAGCAGUUUACAAAAAGAGAUGACUGGUGCUUUUCAGUGUAGCUUGAAGAAGUACAAAAAAACAAAGUCCAGGAAAUCUUGCUAAAUAUUCUGAGUACGUAUACGGGGCGACCGUGGCUCAGGGGGUUGGGAAGGGCACCUGUAACCGGAAGGUCGCCGGUUCGAUCCCCGACCUCUCUGUCCUGGUCGUUGUGUCCUUGGGCAAGACACUUUACCCUACCGCCUACUGGU